This is a messenger RNA of Arxiozyma heterogenica, 705 nucleotides long. It is a transcript of the gene ERG2, whose product is annotated as C-8 sterol isomerase ERG2. The record is from RefSeq and is a predicted model, not a curated record. Lineage: Eukaryota; Fungi; Ascomycota; Saccharomycetes; Saccharomycetales; Saccharomycetaceae. Gene Ontology annotation, biological process: ergosterol biosynthetic process. The coding region runs from base 1 to 705 and encodes 234 amino acids. The transcript has a single exon. Gene Ontology annotation, cellular component: endoplasmic reticulum.
AUGAAGUUACUAUCCUUACUUUGGAUUUCUGUCGUUUUAUUUAGUGUUAAAUAUGUCAUGGAUUGGGCCUUCUAUGUCUGGUUACCAACCAAUUAUAUAUUUGAUCCACAGACUUUAAAUGAAAUAGUUAACGGUGUAUUAAUGAAAUAUAAUAAUGUUGAAACUAUGGGGAAUUCCACAGUCACCAAUGAAAUUAACGUUGAAAAUUUGCUAAGAGAUGUAAGAGAUGCAUUAGCUAGCCACUACGGUGAAGAAUACAUCAAUCCAUAUGUCGAGGAGGACUGGGUCUUCAACAAUGCAGGUGGUGCUAUGGGACAAAUGUUGAUUCUUCAUGCUUCUAUAUCAGAAUAUGUUAUCCUUUUUGGUACAGCAGUAGGUACAGAAGGUCACACUGGUGUUCAUUAUGCGGACGAUUACUUUACUAUUAUACAUGGAAUUCAAACUGCUGCAUACCCAUUCGCUACAAAACCCGAAGUUUAUAAGCCUGGGAUGACACAUCAUUUAAAGAGUGGAUACGCAAAGCAAUACAGUAUGCCAAGUGGAUCCUUUGCUUUGGAAUUGGCUCAAGGUUGGAUUCCAUGUAUGUUACCAUUUGGUUUCUUGGACACAUUUUCUUCUACUUUAGAUUUGUACACACUUUACCGUACAGUUUACUUGACUGCAAAGGAUAUGGGUAAGAAUUUAUUGGUUAAUAGAAAGUUUUAA